Danaus plexippus (monarch butterfly) is the source of this 2462-nucleotide messenger RNA. Its product is annotated as tigger transposable element-derived protein 1-like. The transcript is spliced from 5 exons. Bases 113 to 2005 code for a protein of 630 amino acids. Gene Ontology annotation, molecular function: RNA polymerase II cis-regulatory region sequence-specific DNA binding; DNA-binding transcription factor activity, RNA polymerase II-specific; zinc ion binding. Gene Ontology annotation, cellular component: nucleus. NCBI's taxonomy places the organism in Eukaryota, Metazoa, Arthropoda, Insecta, Lepidoptera, Nymphalidae. Gene Ontology annotation, biological process: regulation of transcription by RNA polymerase II. The record is from RefSeq and is a predicted model, not a curated record.
AAAAAGCAAUAACAUAAUAUGGCUGACAAAGUUGAGACAGAAUUGUCUUAAACUUUUAAAUAAAUAAAAUAGUAAGAAAUACGUCGUUCCUUGUAUGUUUUUUGAGUGAAAAAUGUCAGUAGAAAUCUGGAAAAUUGAAAAAAAUUUAUGUCGCUGCUGCCACUCGGACGGUGCUUUCGAUAAUUUAGCUGAACCUAAACAAAAUUUGGAUCAAGAGGAAAUAUAUUCUAAUAUGUUAAAGGAAUGUUUUAAUAUUGAAAUCAUCCCAGUGCCGGGGGAGUUGUGUACGGCUACAUACACGAUAUGCAAAGCGUGCAUCUCGCGACUGCAAGACGCCUCGAGCUUCAAGAAACAGGUCUUGGACUGCGAAGGGAGAUUCAUGGACUUGUACCUAAACAACACUAUCAAAGUAACAAAUCAUGAGAAGGAAUCCUUAAUCAAGGAAGAAGAUAUUGACUCGGAGGCAGAAUUCAAAGACGGCUUCAUCAGUUUGGACGAUGGCCACGAUGAAGACUAUGACAUCAAACAAGAUGAAGCCAUGACAAGUGAAAAGGAAACAAAACCUAAGUUAAAAAGGAAAUUUAUUUCUCUACAACAAAAAAUUGAUAUUUUGGAUCAGCUAAAUAAUGGCAAGAAAUUAACAGCAAUAGCAAAGGAUCUGGAGCUAAACGAGUCGUCAAUACGAACAGUUAAACAAAAUGAAAGUAAAAUUAGGAGUGCUGUGAUGUCUAGAUCGUUGCAGACCUUAAGUAAGUCUUCACGUGUGAAAGAUUCGCUAAUACCAAAAACAGAAAAAUGUUUGAUGAUUUGGAUAGAAGAUUGCAAUCGAAAUAAUAUUCCUAUAAAUAGUUCUUUAAUAAAAGCAAAAGCCCAAAAAAUUUUUACUCAUUUAAAAGAAUUGGAAACUGUUUCCUCCGACGAGCCGAAAUCAAAAUUUGUCAGUAGUAAUGGCUGGUUUGAAAGGUUUCGAAAAAGGUUUUCCUUGCAUAACAUUCAGACUCAAGGAGAGCGCGCUUCAGCUGAUCAUGAAAGUGCUCGGAAAUUUAAAGAAGAACUUCCGAAGAUAAUUGAUGAAGGCGGAUAUACAGCUGACCAAGUGUAUAAUGCCCACGAAACUGGCUUAUAUUGGAAGAGAAUGCCUAAGCGAACAUAUUUAUCGGAAAACGAGAGAUAUGCUGGUGGGUUUAAGGCCUCUAAGGAGAGAAUAACCUUGCUUGUUUGUAGUAAUGCAUCUGGCGACCAUAUAACAAAGCCGAUGUUGAUCAAUCGUUUCUUAAGUCCACGGGCAAUGAAAGGCAUUGACAAGACUACACUUCCCGUUCACUGGAGAGCAAACGAAAGUGCAUGGGUCACAGCUGCUAUAUUUCACGACUGGUUUUACAACUGCUUUGUACCAGAGGUCGAAAACUACUCGAAAACUAAAAAUGUCAGUUCCAAGGCUUUACUCCUGAUAGACGAUGCUCCACAACAUCCAGUAGAUCUCGUUCAUCCGAACGUAAAAGUACUUUUUUUACCGCCCAAUACAACAUCAAUACUACAACCCCUUGACCAGGGUAUUAUGAAAACAAUUAAAUCUCAUUAUAUACGGAGAACACUUGAACUUAUAUCGGAAAAAUUUGAAUGCAAACCAGAUAUGAAACUAGCUGAGAUGUGGAAAGAUAUCUCAAUUUUAAAAUGUGUAGAAUUAAUAUUUCUAUCUGUUCGAGAGUUAAAGUCUUCGACAUUAAACGCCUGUUGGAAAAAUGUUUGGCCUGAAGUCGUUUUGCAAGAAAAUUUGUCAGAUUCUACAAGUAUAAAUAUCGAACCUAUAGUAAAUAUUGCUAGAUCAGUGGGCGGAGAAGGAUUCGACGACAUGAACGAACGAGAUAUUUAUGAAUUAAUAAACGACGCUGCGGAUCUAGAUGAGGAAGAGCUUGUACAGUUAGCUGAUACAUCUGACGCGAAUGUGACAAAUAGUGCUGAAGAGAGCUCCAUGCAGAUUGUGGACGAAGGAGACGAACAAUGAUGUACAGGAAACCAGGAUGAAAUAGUGAACCUAGGAAAGCAAUUGGAGAUACUUGUUGCGAAUCGUGGUUCUUCAGGGGAACGAUGUACUGAAUUUAAAGUAAAUCCUCAAUACUGUCUUGCACCACAUGUAAGAAUGCAGAAAAAACAUAAAAUAGAAAACGAAGAAUCGUUAGAUAGUGAAAUUUUAUUUAAUACAGACGAACAAGAAAACAUGCUCUUAAGUAAAGAAUAUAAGAAAAAUUCGAAAGGUGAGACCUUUGAACGUUCCGUUAAAAAAAGAUGUCGGUGGAACGUUACUUCAGAUAGCUCCGACAGCGGAUAAAUAUGUAACAAAACUGUUUUUGGAACUAUUUGAUUUAUUGGAAAUUACCUGUUUUUUAGUUACAUAUGUAUAAGUUUUUUAUUGAAAAUGUUCUUGGUUUGAUUUUAAUAAAACGCAUAUAUUUCGUUCAUAA